CGUAAUUUGUGGCAAUUAUUGUAUGACGUGGUGUUACGUUUGACCACCUGAUUUUGACAAGUUGAUAAACGUCAAAUUGCAGUAAAACAUUCUAGAAUUUGUAUAAACAAGUCUGUAAAGGCCCAAAGUUAUCGAUAAAUAAUGGUUUACGUUGCUGGAGACGGGACAAUCCACCAAAGCCCUCCUUGGAGUUUAAACCGUUUGACUAAACUGUUUUAUGGGGCCAUAUAUUUUGUAAUUUUCUUCUUCAAGAGUUUAGUUGGUUUAGAUGGACCCUCAACAAGCAUUGGAACUUCAAGAUCAAGCGGUUCACUAUUUAGAGGAAGUGGCGGUGGCGGCGGCGGCGGUGGUGACGGAGGAGGCGGCGGGGGAGGUCCAUUUAGACCUGGUGGGGGCGGUCCUUCAAAACGAAUAAUGACCAUGAAAGAUAUCAACCCACCAAGUGUAUCAAUGGGCGGAUGUCCUGGAGGUGCAUGCGGACGAUAAUCUUACAGUUUAUCUCAAACACUAUUAAUUUAUGUUCAUGUUGAAGUAUAAGAGAUGAUACAAUUGAUAAAAAAGUUUAUUUUAUUUAUAUUUAUAAGAUGCUUCUUUUAAACAUUGCCUUAAUAAUUGUUAUUUGUAACUGAUUCCUGAAUAAAAACUAUAAAAAUA
Molecule: messenger RNA, 654 nt
Organism: Tribolium castaneum (red flour beetle)
Lineage: Eukaryota; Metazoa; Arthropoda; Insecta; Coleoptera; Tenebrionidae
Product: glycine-rich selenoprotein
Exons: 4
Coding region: 142-486 (114 amino acids)
Biological process (GO): calcium ion transport; endoplasmic reticulum calcium ion homeostasis
Cellular component (GO): endoplasmic reticulum membrane; Golgi apparatus
Source: RefSeq, a predicted model, not a curated record